ACUGCGCCACCGCCGUUCGCAUUUGUGCGGGUCUUUGAGAUGAUGCAUAUUAUUGUUGGUUGGCUACCGAGGUUUGUCUGCACUUGGUGUGGCUCGAUAACGUUACCAUCAUCUUGGGCUCUCUGCCAGUGGUCCUUCGACUGCGAUUCGGUGCAGUUGUGCGGUGGUCUGCGCUCUCUCUUCCAGUGGCAUUCGUUUGGGUGGCCGGUUUGUGAUACACUUCUUCUGAAAAAGAAAAGAAGCAAAACAUGAGUCGACUUCCGGUGGCACUUUUCUGUGUGGAUUAUAAUCGUUCUAAAUUGUGCAAUUAAUCUCGUUUUGUGGAUUAAGGGUUCUGUGCUGCUUCUGUGUGUGGCGAAGAAUAACUCGAAAAGUGUGUAAAGCUUUGAUUUGGUGUUGUGUUGCGCUAAGCCGAAAUCUCGGAUUCCGUUGUUAAUUUGAGGAACGAAUUGGCCGCUGACAAUUUAGUGGAAUUAAGUGAGAUAUUUAGUGGUACCGAAUGUGGAAAAUGUGUGAAAUGAUUGGACGCGUUUGUCAUUUAACUGAAAACCAAAUGGUGUUAAGGGAAUAUAUUUGUGCAUAAGUUGUGAGGAAUAUAUGUUUGCUUCAGCAUUGAACUUAAUAUUGUUUCAUAUCAUGGAUUAAUACUCUGGAGUACCGAAACAGAAAAAAAGUUGCUGCUUAGUUAUAAUUUGCGAAUUUUGAAUUUGCAUAUGCACUUUGAGUAAACUGGACCGGAAUGAACCCGUUUUCCGUUUGUUUUGCUUCUCCGGCUUGUGUCACCUAAUUAUGUAAGUGAGUGAAUUGAACAGUUUGGAAUAAAAGUGAAAACGGUGCAGUGUCGAGUGGAUCUGACAGGUGGUCACUUCAAAGUUGAAUAAUUACGGCAAAACCAGCAAAACAAUGAGCGUGAAGUAGAAGGGCCAAACUAGUUCAAGUGAAGAGAAGUAUGCCGGAAAUUGGCGUGUUUGGGAUUUUCGUCACUUAACCACGCGUCGAAAUCUUCUUUCCGACGCCUUUCGGUCCGAAUCGUCGUCGAAGUCGUCGUGAAUCGGCCACAGAGAACGGUUUCUAGUGGGAUCAAUAACGUGGAUUUGAUCGUAUAAAGGAGGAGGCGAAACAACAGACAACAACUAAUUAAGAGUUUUCCAAAAAUUUUCAACUGUCAUGUUUGGUUGGAAUAAGGUUGGUUGGAAGAUGGAGGAGGAGGGAGAUGUCUUUCAAAUGACGAUCCGGUACAAAAGGUGCCCCAAUGUGCAAUUAAAUUAGCAAAUUAUCAAAAAAACACAUUCAAUGGAACCGCACUCUCGAGGCUACCGGAUACGAUUGACUUUGUAUGCUCAGAUCUGCUGAUAUGCUGAUGUUCAUGUCACUUCAACUGGACCCUGAUGGUGGAUUUAGGUACUUCGAGAAACUCCACCACGAUGUGGAGUCGAUGGAAAACAUCGAUUCUGCUGGUCGUCAUAAGUUGGAUAAUCAAGUCAGUUAUCGGUACUAGUCAAAACUAUAAAAUAAGUCCUAAGCCGUGUACAGUGAACGGAAUCGAAGGCACGUGUAUGUUUGUGUGGGAAUGCAUCAAAUCCGAGGGUCAACACGUGGGCGUCUGUGUUGACUCGUUCAUGUUUGGGUCUUGCUGCUCGCACAAUCUAACCGACAAUGUGAUACCACAAAACUAUCAUCAGACUGUAACUUAUCGCCCGAAGCCGGGCGGCAGCAAUAAGUAUAAGCCACCUAAACCUAGUACUUUUGUUAGUAGCAAUGGCUACACAACAAUUUACCGCCCAGGAAACGGCGGGACGCUUGUGAUACGACCGUCACAUAAUCACUACCACCACCACCACCAUCAAUACCACAAACCAUCGUCAUCCUCUUCCAGUAGUUCUAGUAAUAAUAACAUCAACAGUCAACUUUUUAGUCAAAAGCCAACAGAGGGCACUGUAAAUAAACACUCUACCUUAUUGACGCCUGCGCAGCAGCCGGACUUGGAAAUGGCAGCCAGUAGCAUGUCAACAGGAAUUUUCACAACCCAUUGGCAGGCAACAACGGAACCAAGUUUCAUUACGAAAACACGGCCACCGAAACCAAGCAAACCGUCCAAAAAACCGGUCCUAUCGAUUUCAAAUAACAUUCAAAGCACUGUAUUGAAACCAAAACCAUCGGCCAAGCCGACGAAACCAACUACCACUACUGUUAAAUAUACAACCCCGAUUAGUUUUGUAAGCACAACCACACUGAGGCCAACUCCACCACCAACAACUACGACUACAACGAAAGCAACAACGACCACAACGACUGAGACUUCGAGUACCUCGACAACCGUCAGCUCAAGCACGAGCCUCACGGCAGGGUCAUCGUCAUCUGUGAUUGGUGUGGAAGAUUUUCCCUCAUCACCCGAGCACUAUACGGCCGCUCCCGGGCGAACCACAAUAUCGGCCGCACGGAAUUAUGAGUGCGGAGUUCAAACGAUGGGUCGGCCAGAAACGCGGAUUGUGGGCGGCAAAAACGCUCCUUUUGGCCGAUGGCCCUGGCAGGUGUCGGUGCGGCGGACAUCUUUUUUCGGCUUUUCGAGCACACAUCGCUGCGGUGGAGCUGUGAUCAACGAGAACUGGAUAGCGACUGCUGGUCAUUGUGUAGAUGACCUGCUGACGUCGCAAAUACGGAUACGUGUGGGUGAGUAUGACUUUUCCCACGUGCAGGAACAGUUGCCCUACACGGAGCGUGCGGUUUCGAAAAAAGUUGUUCAUCCCAAGUAUAAUUUCUUCACGUACGAGUUCGAUCUGGCACUCGUGAAGCUGGAGCAGUCGCUAGUGUUCGCGCCGCACAUUAGUCCAAUUUGUUUGCCGGCGACGGAUGAUCUGCUUAUCGGCGAAAACGCCACCGUCACGGGCUGGGGGCGGCUCAGCGAGGGCGGAACGCUACCAUCAGUGCUGCAGGAGGUGUCGGUUCCGAUUGUUAGCAACGACCGUUGCAAAAUGAUGUUUCUCAGGGCAGGCCGACACGAGUUCAUUCCGGAUAUUUUCCUCUGUGCUGGUCACGAAACCGGAGGUCAGGAUUCCUGCCAGGGCGACUCUGGAGGGCCACUGCAGGUGAAGGGAAAGGAUGGUCACUACUUCCUGGCCGGCAUCAUAUCCUGGGGUAUCGGGUGUGCAGAAGCAAACUUACCCGGUGUUUGCACAAGAAUCUCCAAGUUUGUCCCGUGGAUACUGGAAACUGUUUUGUGAUAAUGUUAUGGAACACUGGAAGACAUACAGGAUGUGACGGAAGCGUAGAGAGUGGGGGAUGCGAAAAAGUGUUCAAUCAGUUAACAAAAAAGACUUGAUUUUUAUUUAGCAGAACGUACGAGCAGAAUAUGAUCAAAGUUUGUAUAUACAUAACAAAAUUAGUUCGAAAGUGAAACGUUUGCUUAGCCUCAAUUCUAGUGAAUCAGGAUUUUCCCAAUUAUUAGUGAUUGUUGAAACAAGAAUAGCCGAAAGUGUAGGAAUAGGAGCACAGUGAGACGAGUCAUGGCACAAAACCGCUAACCAAUGUCUAGUUACAAACACGACAAAACUCAAGCUCGACUCAUGUAAAUAUUAUUGUAUUAUAUAUUCGAUAGAAAUAGGAAAUCGACAUAAUAAUGUAUAUACUAAUCCUCUCGAAUAAGCUAUUAUUUUGCAAUAUUGUUAAUACAGUUGUUAAUUUGUAUUUAUAGGCAAAUAAAUAAUUCAUUAUGACGUCUUUCCAAA
Toxorhynchites rutilus septentrionalis is the source of this 3725-nucleotide messenger RNA. RefSeq names its product serine proteinase stubble (gene Sb). The transcript has 15 exons. The coding region runs from base 1389 to 3221 and encodes 610 amino acids. The record is from RefSeq and is a predicted model, not a curated record. NCBI's taxonomy places the organism in Eukaryota, Metazoa, Arthropoda, Insecta, Diptera, Culicidae. Gene Ontology annotation, molecular function: serine-type endopeptidase activity. Gene Ontology annotation, biological process: proteolysis.